Messenger RNA from Nerophis lumbriciformis (worm pipefish), 707 nucleotides. RefSeq lists its product as uncharacterized. The record is from RefSeq and is a predicted model, not a curated record. Lineage: Eukaryota; Metazoa; Chordata; Actinopteri; Syngnathiformes; Syngnathidae.
CAGGACACUGAUCGGAUGAGACAGGGAUCAAGGUCGUCUUUCUCAACUCCAAGGACAGUUUCCCUGCUCUCAGUGUGGUCAUGGGCACUUGUCAUCAUGUUCCUUCACUUGGGUUUCGGUCUGCUGGCUCUCUGCCGUCUGACUGCUGCGUCUGAUCCCGCCUGCCUAGAUCUUCUAGAACCUGUGGAGGACAUCAACCUGGUGUCUGGAAAAUGGACUCUUCAUGUAAUAACAUCAGACAAUCAAGCUUACAUGGACGUCCUUAAAGCAGUCACCAGCUCCUGGAUUGACCUUUCACCUCUGCCCAAUAGUGAUACGUUCACAAUGAGAUGGGCAAACAGAAUUAAUGGUACCUGCUACAUUCAAAGUACUACAAGUUCCUCUUCAGAGGAAGAAUUUACCCUUAACUUCUAUGGCCAAGAACAUAAAGGGAGGUUUCUGAAGAUGUGUCCUGACUGUCUCUUCUGGUUCGACACCAAUAUGGCGCGGAUGAAUGGCGGUGAACUCGUAAAAAAGACAAACAUCUUCUUGUUAACAAAGUCCGGAAGACUUGAUCACGCUCACCUGGAGGUUUUCAAGAAGAAGGCCACAUGCCUCAACCUGAGUCGAGAUUUGCAUUUUGGAGACCUGACAGAACCAUGUGCAGAAGAAGCUUAGCCUCAACAGACUUCAAAAUAAUGCGAAAAUAAAAACAUACAAGAGACAAA